Molecule: messenger RNA, 435 nt
Organism: Rhopilema esculentum
Lineage: Eukaryota; Metazoa; Cnidaria; Scyphozoa; Rhizostomeae; Rhizostomatidae
Source: RefSeq, a predicted model, not a curated record
AUGGCAAGCAACAAAGAUGACAAAAUAUGGAAUUAUGGUACCAUUGAUACUUCAACUUUAGAGAUUCAGCCUUUUCAAUUCAAGCCACUGCCGGGCGCUAGUCCAAGCGGUCAAGAUGACAAUUUUGACGAAAGGGGUGACGCCACUGAUACGAAAGUGGAAAGAAAUGGUAACAUUGAUUGGUGCAAAUGUGUAUUGUAUAGGAGAGAGAGUCUGUGCUGCAUAGAGAUCCCGAAAGUGAGUAGCAAGGCUAUUGAUGCAAACUGCCAGUGCAUCACAGAACUAGGUGGCUUCAAUUCAGUUUGUCUGGACAUAGAUGUUGUGAUAACAGCCAUCUAUCAGUAUAUUGAAGAUGAGGAAUACAUUGAUGAUAAACCAACAAGCGAGUAUGCUUCAUUGCAAAUUAUUCAUAUUGCCUACAAAUUAGCAUCAUAA